This is a messenger RNA of Clonostachys rhizophaga, 681 nucleotides long. The record is from the annotation of a GenBank genome assembly. NCBI's taxonomy places the organism in Eukaryota, Fungi, Ascomycota, Sordariomycetes, Hypocreales, Bionectriaceae.
AUGAAGUUCUCCAACGUCCUCAUGUUCGCCUCCUUCGCCUUCGCUGCACCAGCAGUUGAGGUUGAGGUCAGGCAGCAGACUGUAACUGGUGUUGUGGCCCAGUCUGUACAGACUGUUCAGAGCACUGUCAACACCAACGUUGCUGCAAUUCGCACUGCCCUUGAUGGCGUCACUGGCAAUGUUAGUGCCCAAGUGCAGGCACAAGUUCGCGCCAAUCUCAACGCCAUCCUCGCCGCCCUCAAGACCGCCGGCACCACCAUCACCGGUGCUACUACCGGAGCCGCUGGUGGAAUCAUUGGCGCCGCUACUGGUCUGACCCAGCAGCAGAUCAACGAUCUUGCCCAGGCUGUCCAGAAUACCCUCGACGCCGUCGCCGCGGUCAAUGUCAUCAUCACCGCUGAAGCCACCGACCUCACCACCCCGCUCCGUACCUUCGCCCAGAGUGAGAUCAACGCUAUCCGUGCCGCUCUGAAUCCCUUCCUCGCUCCUGUUAUCGUCUUUGCUCGUGCUGUCACUUUUUUCUCCGCUAGAGUUGGCAUUGUCGUCACCGGCUUGGCUAAUGUCACCACCUCCCUCACCAACUACAUCACCAACCUUCUUAACUCGCUCGGCCUCGGCCUCUCUGGCCUCAACAUCAACAUCCCUGGUGCUCCUGUGACUAACAAGCGCGCCGCUCUCUAA